This is a messenger RNA of Penaeus indicus, 5817 nucleotides long. It is a transcript of the gene AcCoAS, whose product is annotated as acetyl-coenzyme A synthetase, cytoplasmic-like. The transcript has 13 exons. The record is from RefSeq and is a predicted model, not a curated record. Gene Ontology annotation, biological process: acetyl-CoA biosynthetic process. NCBI's taxonomy places the organism in Eukaryota, Metazoa, Arthropoda, Malacostraca, Decapoda, Penaeidae. Bases 31 to 2094 code for a protein of 687 amino acids. Gene Ontology annotation, molecular function: acetyl-CoA synthetase activity.
CUUGGUCGAGGUUGAACGUGUGCCGGCACCAUGGCGAGCGAAGGUUGUCAAAUCUUCAACCCAGCCGAAAAGGUGGCUAAGAUAUCCCACUGCUCUUCAAUGGAGCAGUACAAACAGAUGUAUGAGAAGUCUGUUAAAGACCCGGAAGCAUUUUGGGGAGAGAUUGCCAAGGAUUUUUAUUUCGAGCAAGGUGUGACAGGCAAGUUCGUUGACUACAAUUUUGACACCACGAACGGGAAGAUUUUCAUUCGGUGGUUAGCAGGCGCCAAGACCAACAUCUGCUACAACUGCUUAGACCGGCAUGUGGCAGCAGGCAAAGGGGAUCAAGUGGCAUUCUACUGGGUAGGCAAUGACCCUGCCGAUGCCGAGGAAGUGACCUACGCUGACCUGCUGAAGGAGGUGUGUCGCCUGGCCAACUACCUGAAGUCUAAGGGCGUAGCCAAGGGCGACCGGGUGGCCAUCUACAUGCCCAUGAUCAAGGAACUGGUGGUGGCCAUGCUCGCUGUGGCCCGCAUCGGCGCGGUCCAUUCCAUUGUGUUCGGCGGCUACUCGGCGGAGAGUCUGUCGGACCGCAUGCUGGACGCCGAGGCGCGCGUGCUCAUCACGGCCGACGCGGUGUGGCGCGGCGCGAAGCUCAUCCACCUCAAGGAGAUCGCCGAUGAUGCCAUAAAGAUCUGCAAGGAGAAGGACCAGAACGUCAGGCUAAACUUGGUGGUGCAGCAUAUGAAGAAUGUCACUGCACCCCAGUCGGUCACCAAUGGCGCGGCCAACGGGAAUCCAGCAAAAAAGACACAUUUUGAUGACAAGGGCAACUAUAAGGUGACGUGGAAUCCAGAGGUGGACGUGUGGUGGCAUGAUGCCCUGACCUACAUGAGUACAGAAUGCCCACCUAUGUGGAUGGAUACAGAGGACCCCCUCUUCAUGCUGUACACCAGUGGCAGUACAGGAAAGCCAAAGGGUGUCUUACAUACUAUUGGAGGCUAUAUGCUGUACAGUGCAACCACCUUCAAAUACACUUUCGACUAUCAACCCAACGACGUUUACUUCUGCACUGCCGACAUUGGCUGGAUCACAGGGCACUCGUAUGUAACGUAUGGACCCCUGCUAAACAAUGCAACUUCAGUAUUGUUUGAAGGAGUGCCAACUUACCCACACACAGGGCGAUUUUGGGAGAUAAUUGAGAAGUACAAAGUUAGCAAGUUUUAUACAGCACCGACAGCUAUCAGAACACUUAUGAAAUUUGGAGAUGAUCCUGUUAAGAAGUAUGACUUGUCAAGCCUUUCUGUCUUGGGGAGUGUUGGUGAACCCAUCAACCCAGAAGCCUGGCUGUGGUACUAUAAGGUAGUAGGAGACAGCAAUGUGUCAAUUGUGGACACCUUCUGGCAGACGGAGACAGGUGGUCAUGUCGUUACACCUCUCCCUGGAGCCACACCCUGCAAGCCUGGUUCUGCGUGUUUCCCAUUCUUUGGUGUUGAUGUUGCCCUCCUGGAUGAGGAAGGUGCUGAAAUCAAAGGGGAGGGAGAAGGCUACCUCGUUUUCCGAAAACCCUGGCCAGGCAUCAUGCGCACAGUCUAUGGAAAUCAUGAGCGCUUUGAAACCACCUACUUCAAAAAGUUCCCUGGCUUCUAUUGCACUGGAGAUGGUGCCAGACGAGACAAGGAUGGCUAUAUCUGGGUCACUGGCCGUAUUGAUGACAUGCUGAAUGUAUCUGGCCAUCUUCUGUCUACUGCACAGGUUGAAAGUGCCAUGGUAGAACACCCAAGUGUAGCUGAGUCAGCUGUGGUGGCAAGACCACAUGCUGUAAAAGGAGAGUGUCUCUACUGCUUCGUAACUCUGGCUGAAGGCAGUGAAUUCUCAGAUAAGCUUACAGCAGAACUCAAAAACAAAGUCCGUGGCAGAAUUGGUCCUUUUGCUACACCAGAUUUUAUCCAGCUAGCCCCUGGACUGCCCAAAACACGAUCAGGAAAGAUCAUGCGUCGUGUUCUUAGGAAAAUUGCUGUGGGAGACCGCGACUUCGGAGACAUCUCCACUUUAGCUGAUCCUUCCAUUGUGGAAACCUUGUUUCAACACAGACCAAAGGAGGGAAAGGUGUAGGAAGUGACAAGAUGGAAUUACACUCUGUAUAUUCUUGUUCAUCUGGAUAUCUUGGAAAUGUUUUUAAGUUUGAUAUAACACUAUUUUUUUGGAUGACUCAGUAAAUGAAGACACUUUUAUCUCUAUUUUUGGUGAUUUGAUCCAUGCAACAUUGAUAGUAGGAUUAGGUUAUGUUACCAUGUGAAGGUGUCAAAUAUGUCUGUUUGUACAGAGACUUACACCUAAACAUAAUUUUAUUUCAUGAUUUUAGUAGUUCAAGCUUUACUGUUAUGUUGUGAAGAAGUAAAGCAUUGGAUGCUACCAUUACUCUGUGUUAAUCUAUUUGUGAAUAUUUUUUGUCUAAAUUUUUCCAGAAAAAGUUAACAAAAAAGUGCAACAGUCUUUGAAUGUUGAUACCUCACUGCUAUAGGUUGUGGGAUGUGAUAAAUGUAUGUGAAGAAAAUGGGAAUAUUUGCAAUCUUAGCUCUUUGUGAGAAUUAGCUACAAAAUGUGGUGGAUGAAAUUUUGCAGUUUCUUCUUAAUGACCAAUGCUGCUUAUCAUUCCAUUCUUUGAACUAAAUACCAGUGAGUGGUCAUAUACCAAUAUUUAUGUAUGUAUACUUUUUCUGUUAAUUCAAGAUUUUAUCAGAUAUUAACAUCAGUUUACAGAGUGAUGGGAAGUUGGUUGGUUGAAGUCACGAAACAAUGCAUAUCACUAGUGGGCCUCCUUUUUUACUGAACAAUAACAGAUCCUCACUGCCGACCUUGCUAAGGUUGUAAAUUUUAUUGUGGUAGAAUUUUUUGAUGAACAUAUCCCUGUGCCAUGUCCUGUGAGAAUAUUCACCCUGAGAUUUUGCUUAAUGAUCAUGCUCAUUAUCACCUUCUGACAAAAGGUAGAAAAAAUUAAAAUUAAAUAAAAAAUAAUCAUAAAUAAAUAAGGACAAGAUAAAAAUUAGUUAACACAGAACUGGAUAAUUUGGUGGCCCUCAGAUACUGUGACCCGUCCACAUGUGUGUCUCGACUGUUGAAAGGGGAAAGGAUAAUGUGAUCUCAGAAAUGUUCUGUUCCACUGGUAUUGUGACUAUUUGGUACUUAAUUCUUUCCUGCAAUGUGUUACAUUGAAAGAUAUUAUAUUUUUGGUUUAUUUUGUUUUUAUUAGAAUAAGUGAGAAUUAGGUACAAGUGUUCUAUUUUAAAAGAAUAAAACUGAGUAAAUAUAAAUAUAUUUUUUAGGCCCUUGAUAUCCCAAGAUUAAUAAACAUGCUUUGGAGAUCAAAAGAUUUUCACAAAGUUGUUAUAUCUUAUAAUUUUGCCAAGGAAAAAUAUUAUUCAUAUACAUUUAAUUCAUUCAUAAAAUUUUAGAUUGAUUAUUCUGGAAAAAAUAAUGGAAUGUUUGCAUAGAUUUUUUCAAAUUUCAACAGCAGUAUUGCUCACUUACUUAAUGCAGAUUAUUUAUAUUACAAAAACCUUGAUUACUAAGUGUACCUUCAUAGUAAUAGAGUCAUUGUAGUUGAGUAUUAUGAAAUUUGUCCUGAAGUUGAAUUUGAUGAUAUAACUACAAGUGGCUUAGUAAAUAAAAGGAAAGUUUAAUGAGAAUAGGGCAGCUAGGGAUAAAAAAAGACAGAUUAUCAUUUGUACAAAGUGGUUGUCCUCAGAAUACAAGAGUCAGUUUUUUGUGUAAACUGAAUUAGUUUCAUUAACAGAAAGAUGAAAAGGUCUCUCCUGUAUAGUUUUGCCAUAAGAUGUUUUUACAAGUAUUCCACAUCAUUUAUAAAUAAAUGGAGACAUAAUAAUUAUAUUCUUGAAUAGUCAACCUUACUUUUUGCACUGGAAUUUCCAUUUGGAAAUUAAAAGAAUUGGAAGGUAUCAGUUAAUGGCCAUUAAGAAAAGGCAGAAUUUGGUCACCAUAAUUUGUAAUCAUGCUCUUAUAUUUUAUUCAGUUAUAUAAAAGGAACAAGGUAGACAUGGUUGAUGGAUAUUUUGUUGCCAUAAUAUAAGAAAGGAAGGAAGACUCUUGUAUAUAUUUAUUAAUUUGUGCUAUAUAAAAGUAAAUUAUUUAACUGUGUUUACUGUAGCAAGUUGAUCUUCUGAACAUAUCUAUGGCAAGUUGACUUAUGUGAGCAUAGUAGAGCACUAAUGUUACUAUUGUUGUAUAACAGGGUGUCAAAAUUGGUAUGUUAAAAACAUAUUGUUGUUAGCUUGGUAUAUAAUGCUCUGUUAAGGCUGUGUCAGUGACAUCUAAAGAACAGAAAUUAGAUUUGAAGUGCAUAUAUACAUGUGCAUACCUACAUAUGUACAAUUUUCAGUUGUAAUAGAUAGAAAAUAUAGUGACAGCUUGUCCAUAAAGUUCUUUAUGUAUUAUCAAAAGAGUUUGGGAAAAUAAUGAUUUCUUGUUUGAAUGAAACAAAUUUCAAGCUUUAUAAAUUCUGAUUGAGUCUAAACCUGACAUAUGUGUUAAAGCAAUUAAUAUAUUAGCAGCUGAAAGUAAGCACUGGUUGAAUUGGCAAGAUCUUAACCAAGGCUUACCAAAAUGCUUCACAUCUAGCCAGCUGAAAGAAUUGAAGCAUAAUGUUUAUCAUGGACCAGUAAUACAGCCCUUUGUGUAAUUAACUAGUUUUCAGUCUUGUGAUUGCACACAUCCAGUAGAGUUUCUGAACUAUGAACAACAAGGAGAGCAUAGAAUCUGAGCCCCGGUUUGGUGUAGGCUGACUCUUAUCCAGACAGCGAAUAGGGUUAGUGCCUCUGCUGUCUGGCGGACUACAUGCUUUCUGUGGCUCAGAGCAUACUUUGGUGGUCAGAUUUCAGAAAUUCUAUUGUGUAGAAUUUGCACCAAUCAUAGAUAUAAAAUGUGACCUAACAUGCUUGGAAAUACCUGAGUGGAUAGCAUUCACAAAGAGGGUUUUCCAUGCUAAUAUCACUAAGUGUAAUGGUGUAAUGCAGUUUUUACCUUUGUUUUUUAUUUAUUUGUUAUUUUUUCUGAUGAACUGAUGAGAGAUUGUACUUACUGGCAUUUAUUUCUAGCAUUUUAGUUAAUUUAUUUUAGUACUAUGCAUUUCUUUAUCCCUCUCAGAAAAUUACUAACUAUGCCUUUAAUGAUAACCACUCUUUUCUGUCAAGAAAUCAAAAAAACAAACUUCUCCGACUUCUUUUUUUUUGUUUUAUCUCUGAAUGAUGUAUAACUGAUUUCUGCCAUAAUCUUGCAUAUUUAUUUAAACAUGAUUAUUUUAGAGGAAUGAAAACAAUACAUUAUUCAAGCGAUUUUUUCCACAAGAUAGUGCAGCAUUCAGUGAGUGAAGUGAAUUUCAAUUUAUGUGACUUACUAUAUGGCUUGUGGAAUAACAAACCAGAAUAUCAAUUGUAAAUUUCACUGGCUUUCAAAUGCUAUCUUACAGGUGACAGAUGUGAAGAAAGCUCAAUAGAAACUGUAGAACUUCAGACAGUACCACUGUAAAAAAUGAAAUUUAUUGUAGUCAUCAGUAAAAGACUAUAAGACUGUUAAAUUUAUGCUGCACAAAUGUUGAAAGUUCUAAUUUUUUAUACAUUCCAGUUUUACAGUACCAAUAUUCUGUUAAAUUUUGGUUGGCUUUUGAAAGUCUUGCUUAAUUCUAUAAUCAUAACCUACAUUUAUUUUAUAUAUGGUGUAGAAUUAAUUUAUUAUGUAAUGUAAAACAACGGAGAGGAAAAUUAAUAUUUUUUUUUAGUUACUGUUUGGGAAAUUGUGAUUGUGGAAUAAAUAUCAAGAGAU